AUGCGUAUAAGUUUUUUUUUGCAGCAGCUGUACAGGAAGAAACCAGGACUCGGCAUGGAACAGUGCAAGCUAUCGCCUAAUGUCAAUAAGAAUCGCUAUCGUGAUGUUUGUCCCUACGAUAGCACUCGCGUAAAACUUAGCGCUCCUAGCGGCGAUUAUAUCAAUGCAUCAUUUGUCAAUAUGGAAAUUCCGUCGAGCGGUAUCGUGAACCGAUACAUUGCUGCACAGGGCCCUCUGGCGCACACUUCCGGGGAUUUCUGGCAUAUGAUCUGGGAGCAGCUAUGCACAACGAUCGUUAUGCUGACAACAACAAUUGAACGCGGUCGUGUAAAGUGCCAUCAGUAUUGGCCAAGGCUGUACGAACGACACGAUUAUGGACGAUUACAAAUCUCUUGCAUUAGUGAACGUGAAACUGCCAACUGCGCCCAUCGUGAAAUGUCCAUUUAUGAUAAAGUGACGAAAGAGGAAAGGCGAGUGAGCCAAAUGCAAUAUACAGCGUGGCCCGAUCAUGGAGUUCCAGAAGAUCCAAAACAUUUCAUCGAAUUCGUCGGUGAAGUACGCUUCUAA
This is a messenger RNA of Gongylonema pulchrum, 567 nucleotides long. The record is from the annotation of a GenBank genome assembly. Lineage: Eukaryota; Metazoa; Nematoda; Chromadorea; Rhabditida; Gongylonematidae.